AACAACCUGGCAACCGCUUAGCAACAACCUGGCAACCACCCACAACGCCGUGACGGUGACAGGAAUUGUCAUUUAAAUUGACCUGUGUCAUUGCAUCCUGCAGAGAUUUGAACGCAUAUGCCCUGACAGCUGAUCUCUUCAUAAAACACAGCACCACAGGGAGCCAUUUAUGACCGUCGCUAUAAACACCAAUAGGCCCUUAACAAAUCACCCAGCCACUUUCCACAUCUGCUGCAUGUCAGCAUCUGCCAGACGCGCUCACCCGUCCCGGACGCUGCCAGCAAGCCUUCAUUACGCCUGCUGCUGAACAGGUAGAACCGUUUGUGCAAUUACCAAACAAUGCUACCGACCUUGUGUUCGUCUAGAUGUCCUAAAACAUCACUCUCAUAUAAUGCCCAAAAGUUUUGCUGUAAUGAUUUCUGUCUAUUGUGUUUUUGACACGUAUGCACAGUAAUUGGUUUCCAGUUCCUUUAUGUUCAUGUGUUUUAUAGGAUUCAAAGGCUUUCUUAAAGAUAAUCGUGAGCACUGUUUAACAUGUAUUGUGCAAUUUAUUGUGCAAAAAAUUCUGCAAAUUGAAUGCAUUUAAAUUACAUGCAAUUAGUGCACUUUUAUUGUAUUCUGAAAUGUUGUCAACUACAUUAGCUGUGCAGUUUCUGAUGGAAAAAGGCAGCAAAAGAAUUGUUAAAGUUUAGAUAAGUUCAAGUUUUAUGCUUUGGUAAAUGACUACAUAAGAAUCAACACAGUUAACUAGUUGCAAUGUAAUGGCAGCUGUAAAUAGUAUAUGCAAUGAUGGUAGAUGUAUGAAAGGAGACCAAUUGCAAAUCUGUAUGCAAAUACUAUGAUUCCAUCACGUCACUUAGAUUUUUUUUUUUUUUUUUUUUUAAAUGCUGAAAACUUUAAUAUCAGAUAGUAUACAAAAGCGGAAUAGCAAUUAUGUUUAAAUUAUGCAUUUGCAUGAACUAAGUACUCGCAUGCUUCAUAAAAUUUAGGUUAAACCACUGGAGUCACAUGGAUUACUUUAAUGAUGUUUUACCUUUCUGGACCUUGAAUGUGUAAGUUGCGUUGGAUCUCUAUGGAGGGACCGAAACCUCUCAGAUUUCAUUAAAAGUAUCUUCAUUCAGUUCCGAAGAUGAACGAAGGUCUUACAGGUUUGGAACAACAUGAGGGUGAGUAAUUAAUGACAGAAUUUUUGAGUAAACUAACCCUUUAAGGCUAAAAUUAUCUACAAAACUAAAAUUUUAUGGACAUUCUGUAAGUGGUUUGGGAUAAAUGAACUGUAGAAAUUCACCUGAACAGAACAUUUGAGGGAAUAUCAAAGCAAUGCUGCUUUUAAAGCACUAUAACAGGGCAUCACUUUUCAGAGACAUACAAGUUAAACUCUUUACACCCCUCAUAAGAUUUUAAAAGUCUCUUCUCCCCAUUUAAAGAGGUGAAUCCACAGGCUUUUAGUGCUCUGAAGUUGUAAUCUUCAAAAGAGUGACAUUUCAGCAGUUUCCCAUUCUAUUGUCCAUCUGUACUCUGGAUAGGAUAAAGGGACGAAGUCAAACAAAGAGUACAUGCCCAUCCGUAAACAGAGCUCCACCUCAAGACGAGACUACAUGAAUGAUUCGACGUUUAGCAGACCUUCCUGGUGCUCUGAUGAGUUUAUGGGUCAGGAGGUGGGGACGCUGGAACAGUGGGACGGUUUGUCCGUAAGUGUGCCCCUCUCCCCAGGCAGUGCACCCAAAGUUUUCCUCUUGGCCCCAGCAGCUGCUGUCCUCAAUUUCUCCACCUUACCUCUUGUGUAUUCUUUAUCUCCAGUACCUGAAUCUAUGUUGUGCCCCCUGGGCCACACUUUUGUGCUUUGGUGCUGUGUAAACAGAUGUUCAUAGUGUCAGGCCUACAGAGAGGAAGUUGUAAACUUGCAGGAAAGACUUCAGCCUCCAUUCUUAUGGAGCUCUCUCAGUGCAAGCCACUGGGCUUAGACAUGCUAAUGCAAGCAAACAGUCCCUGUUCGGACAGUGAUCGUCUGAAGUUUGACCAUGUUACAACCACAAAAUAUACACUGCAGGCUGCCAGCAAACAAGCAGAAAUGCAACUGAAUGGCAGCACAGGGGAGGUGGAGUCAUAAAAGGAGAGGAAUAAACAUCUGUGAUCUGAGGUUUGGAUAUGAUGCAUGUGUGUGUGGCAUUCUGCAAAUGCACUUGUCUUUUUGAUCUACAGUGAGUAUUUGCACACUUAAAGUUGCUUAAAAAUGUUUGAAUAUCUAGGUGUGAGAUAGGCAUUUUUGUAAUUACCUUUUUUUUUCAGAUCUUAGGUUCACAGAUCUUAGGUUCACAGUGUAGUUAAUCUUCAUAUGUUCCUUUAAAAUAAAUGAAAUGUGGGUUCAUAUUUUGUUAUCUAAUAAAUGACAUUUAUACAUUUUUAAGGGUCCGUUCAACCAAAAUUGAAAAUUCUGUCAUUUACUCACCUUCAUGUUUUUCUAAAUUUUCUCUCUUCUGUGGAACACAAAAGGAGAUAUUUUGAACAAUGUUGUGGUCCAAACAAGAUUGAACUCCAUUUACUUUCAUUUUUGAACAAAUAUCUUCUUUUGCUGGCAGACUUGUCAUUUUUAUGUUAAUGAUACCUGUAAGUGUGGCCCCUGAAAGGCUGUGUGGCUGUUUAAGCUUUUCUGUCUUGUAAAAUGAGUCGGUAUAGCUUUAUUUUUAUGUAUGUAUUUUGGGGAACAGAAUAAGAGAAGUAAAUCACUAGCAGCAACAGUGGCGCCUCAUUUAUCAGUGCCGGACACACAUUUAUUGAUCUAUCCCAAGCUUUGGCAGAUUGAUGCCACGUAGUGAAUGUGAAGAUACUGCAUGGCUUAAGCUAUUGACUCCAUGAAAUAAGCCAACACACUGUAUACUGACCACAUAUAGGCUAAUGCAUAAUUUAUAUUCCAGAAAAAGUCUUUGACGGCAAUAUUGGCAGUUUUAUUGAGGGGUGCAAUGAUAACAUUUCUCAUUUGUUACUGAAACUGUUACUUUUUUAAUUAUUUUUGACAGAAAUCACAACACAAAUCUCUGAUAAAUACAUUUAAUACAUAUAGGCUAUAAUACAUUAUACAGCUCAGUCAAAAACCUUAUACCGUGUUAAGAUGUUCUUGUAAGGGUUCUUUGCUAAACAUACAGUGCAAAUGAACACUGAAGAGUGGUUAUAAGGUUUAGAUGCAACAGUUUCUUGAGUUAUGCCACUUGUCAGCCUGGGAACUUGUCUAUAUUGUAUUGAUUGAAAUGAGCGCAGGUUUAAGUACCGACUGCUCUCAGCCAAUCGAAAGGGACCCCGUUAAACGCUCGUGUUCACGCGUCUCCUCUAAUGGACCUGUUAAAGAGCUCAAGCACACCUUCAUUCACUGACAUCUGACCGAAGCACCUCCGAUCCGACGAGAAGCUGCAUCCACUUUAGUAAGAGAAUACAGAAAUAAGAUAUCAGAAAUAGGCUACUACUGGAAUUUGCAAAAUGCUUGAAUAUCAGGAGUCCGGAAUGAAAACAACAUCAGGUCAUCGGAUUUCCUUUUCGAUUAUUGACAUAUUGGACCCCAAAAAGUUCACAAGUAAAAGGACAGCAGAGAAAGAACGGACAUCAUCUUCAGAAAAGACAGAAUUUGGAAGUUUGGAGGAACAGCGGAACGGGAAAGUCAGUCCUGGGCACGGAGAAUCGCUUUCCAUCUGCAAUAUAGGAAAUCAAUCUGCUGAUGACCAUCAAAGUUGCGUCAGACUCCAUCCUCCUGAUCCCGAUGUUGACUUGGACACAUCAACCUCGCUCAGAAGCCUAAGAUCGGGCUUUUCUCCUUGUGAAGAUCCAGAUGAAGCAGCUGAAGAGAGAAUCACUCCAGCGCCGGAUGAGUUGUCGCGUCAGCGGCGUCGGCGGUCAGAUCACAGCUGCGCGAAGCCGCGGCGCGCCAGAACCGCGUUCACCUACGAACAGCUGGUGGCUUUGGAGAACAAAUUCCGCGCCACACGUUAUUUAUCCGUAUGCGAGCGACUAAAUCUCGCGUUGUCCCUGAGCCUGACUGAAACCCAAGUCAAGAUUUGGUUCCAGAACCGAAGAACCAAGUGGAAAAAGCAGAACCCUGGUGCCGAGAGUUCCCUGCAACCCGGCACGAACUCUCUGCCAAACAUCAGCUCGACCUGUGGGUCUACAUCUGCCCUCCACCCGACAUUUAGCACCGGGAACGUGAUCUUUCAUUCCGGCCCGGUGCACCUGGCAUCUUCCGGUGGGCUCUUGCAUCCGUUUUUGCCUGAUGGCUUUCUUCAGCCAGCAUUCUUCCCUCCACACUUAUGAAAUCUAAAAGAAGGAAAGAUAGACUACGUGUAAAUGUGAAUUUAUAAAGUGGAUUACGUUCAGUGAUCCUCAGCAGAAUGGGAUUGUUCUUGGCUUGAUGGAGCCUAAUAAUUGAUUAGGCCUCAAAUGAAUAGAUAUAGGCUAACUUUUCACUGACGGCUGUGAGCAGAAAUAUAGUUGAGAUGAUCCAAAUCUUUGGUCUCAAGAAUGAUAAAUCUGAAAGAUAUCCUCUCACAAAUGCAGUUGUAUAUAUGUGUAUCCUCCUUUUGUAUAUAUUGUUGGUGUCAGAAGUUUGAUAUUACUGUGGAAUAAUAGCAUCAAAUUCUUUAAAGAACUUUAAAUUAAAGACAUUGGUGUUCAUUACAAUGUAGAAACAUGUUAAUGAGGUCAUCAGUAACAAUAAAAUCUGAAUGUUA
Messenger RNA from Megalobrama amblycephala (Wuchang bream), 4712 nucleotides. RefSeq names its product NK1 transcription factor related 2-like,a (gene nkx1-2a). The transcript has 4 exons. Gene Ontology annotation, cellular component: nucleus. Gene Ontology annotation, molecular function: DNA-binding transcription factor activity, RNA polymerase II-specific; RNA polymerase II cis-regulatory region sequence-specific DNA binding. Gene Ontology annotation, biological process: regulation of transcription by RNA polymerase II; cell differentiation. The record is from RefSeq and is a predicted model, not a curated record. Lineage: Eukaryota; Metazoa; Chordata; Actinopteri; Cypriniformes; Xenocyprididae. The coding region runs from base 3472 to 4296 and encodes 274 amino acids.